AUGGGCUUCAGCCCAGUCAUGCCCAAAGCACAGACGGACGCCAAAGAAUAUGUCACAGGAAGCAGACUAGAGGCACUGCCAAAAAAAGCAAAGCCAGGAGUAUGUCCUAUAUUCAAUCUUGAUGGAACAGUGUUAAAACCAUGUUUGAAGUUGUGUUUCCUUGACCGUAACUGUCCGGAUGAUGAGAAAUGCUGCAGCAAUGGAUGUGGACGACAGUGUAUGCCUCCAUAUAAAGCAGAAAAGCCAGGAGUGUGUCCAAAAAUAUAUCCUGAAGAUGACAUGUUAGGAGAUUGUGCUGAGUUGUGUUCCCAAGACGGUCAAUGUCCGGAUGAUGAGAAAUGCUGCAGCAAUGGAUGUGGACAACGGUGUAUGCCUCCAUAUAAAGAAAAGCCAGGAGUGUGUCCAAAAAUCCAAAUAUUAGGGGUGUGUGAGGAGUUGUGUUCCCAAGACGGUGACUGUCUGAAUGAUGAAGAAUGCUGCAGCAAUGGAUGUGGACAUCAGUGUAUGGCUCCAUCUAAAGUUAAACCAGGAGUGUGUCCAAGGAAAGCACUUGGAAUAGGAUUGUGUCAUGUGCUUGAGUGUGUCGACGACAUUGACUGUCCGAACGAUGAGAAGUGUUGCAGCACUAAAUGUGGACGUGAAUGUACACCUCCAUUUAAAGUGAGGUCUGGUCUAUGUCUCAAACCAAAUGUGUGCUGAUAACUCUUCCCAUGAUGAUCCGUAUCCUGCCAGACAGAAGUGUUGCCCAACCACCUGUGCAUAAAGCUAACUAUGCCAGUUUAGCCAUUGGGGAAAAAAGUAUUUAUUCAUUUUUUU
Molecule: messenger RNA, 816 nt
Organism: Cyprinus carpio (common carp)
Lineage: Eukaryota; Metazoa; Chordata; Actinopteri; Cypriniformes; Cyprinidae
Product: perlwapin-like
Exons: 8
Coding region: 1-699 (232 amino acids)
Biological process (GO): antibacterial humoral response; innate immune response
Cellular component (GO): extracellular region
Molecular function (GO): peptidase inhibitor activity
Source: RefSeq, a predicted model, not a curated record